Chrysemys picta bellii (western painted turtle) is the source of this 1025-nucleotide messenger RNA. RefSeq names its product FKBP prolyl isomerase 1B (gene FKBP1B). Lineage: Eukaryota; Metazoa; Chordata; Testudines; Emydidae. Gene Ontology annotation, biological process: regulation of cardiac muscle contraction by regulation of the release of sequestered calcium ion; protein peptidyl-prolyl isomerization. Gene Ontology annotation, molecular function: peptidyl-prolyl cis-trans isomerase activity. The record is from RefSeq and is a predicted model, not a curated record. Gene Ontology annotation, cellular component: sarcoplasmic reticulum membrane; cytoplasm.
UGCUCCUUGUCAGUCAGCUAGGAAGGGGAAUGCAUUCAGCAGCGGGUCCAGCUGAGCCGUGGCGUGGGGAAGGCAGGAUAGUGCCCAGCUGAACGCAGAGGGAGACCCAGGCAGCAGCAAGAAUUGCUCUGUGUUGCCGCAGACCAGCAGUGCAAUAAUGGGAGUGGAAAUUGAGACAAUCUCCCCUGGAGACGGAAGGACAUUUCCAAAGAAGGGUCAGACGUGCGUGGUACACUACACAGGGAUGCUACAGAACGGAAAGAAGUUUGAUUCCUCCAGAGACCGAAACAAGCCUUUCAGGUUCAAGAUCGGCAGACAAGAAGUCAUUAAAGGAUUUGAGGAAGGAGCUGCACAGAUGAGCUUAGGACAAAGAGCAAAGCUAACCUGUACGCCUGACAUGGCGUAUGGAGCCACAGGCCAUCCUGGAGUCAUCCCUCCCAAUGCUACCCUCAUCUUCGACGUGGAGCUGCUCAGGUUAGAGUAAAGCCUUUCAUGGGAGCCGGGUGAAGACUUCUGCUGAUAAUCAUCCAUUCUUUUCCCCUUCCCUACGGUAAGAGGAGGCCGCACUGGAAUCGCAAUCUUCCCUGCUUGAGCUGUCAUGCCAAUAGAGCCUGCCCUUAGGUUGUUUAUUCCUUUCCCUCUUUUUUAAAGUUGUUGUGUCCAUAUUUGUCUUCUAUUAGAAGCUUCUUUGCUCUGAGAAAAAUUUCCACCGUUGUAACAUUUUUGAGUUGUACAUUUCAUUUAAUUUGCAUGUGAUUAAAAUUCACAAUGAUAAUUAAAUAUAUAUAUAUAUAUAUUCCUUAUGGAAAAACCACUGCCUUACUGUACACAAACCAAGACAAAAAAAAGGUGCUCAGAAAUCAAAUGUACAUCUCGUACAUGAAGGGGCAUUAGCCAAACGGAGUUACCUGCGCUGCCACUUUUCUCUCAACUUGUACGUGCUUGCUCGCGGCUGUUUUAAACAAAUGUCUCAUUUGAAAAUUUAAAAAAAUAUGGAAACAAUAAAAUCUUGAUACUUUACCAUU